AUGACAUUAUUAGCAAAUUAUGUUUAUGAUAUUAUAUUAAAUAAUAUACUUUCAUAUAUUUAUAAUAAUGAUUAUUUAAAUUUUAAUCAUUUAAAUUAUCAUCAUUCAAUUGCACCAUUUUAUAUUAUUUCAAAUAAUAAUGAAGUUAUUCAGUAUAGUUUAGUGUGCAAAAAAUGGUUUCAAUUGGUUUCUCAAAUAUUACCAGGGCUAGUUACACAUCUAAAUAAUGAUACAUUGGGUUUUUUAAUGGAAAAGCCAUCAUUACCAUCACCAAAUCAAGAGGUUUUAGAACAGCUUCAAAAGUCACAACCUGAUUCAGCACAUCAUGAAAAACAAAACUAUAAAUUAAUUAAAUUAUCAGAUUCAACCAAAACUUGCAGAUCAAUUAGGGAUAAUGAUCAAGAAUUAAAAUCUCAAGUAGCUAAUAGUUAUAAAAAAUUAUAUGUAGAUGUAGAAUAUGAUGAAACUGAAGAAUUUCUAUCAAAUAUCAAUAAUUAUCCAAAUAAUUGCGAAUUUAAAAAAUUUGACAGUGAUUCUAUAAAAAAAAUUAGAUCUUUAGAAGUUAGUCUGUGUUCCAUUGCAGAAACUAUUCCUCUACUUAACAUUGAGCUUAGAUCUCUCGAAUGUUAUUUUAAUCGUUACAGUGCUGCAAAAAUUGAAAUAGAAUUUUUUUCUUCAGAGUUUCAAACCAUUCAAUUCCCAAAUUUAAUUAAAGAACCAAAAGAUAAUAGUAAUGAAAAUAUUUCACCAAAUUUAAAUAAUAGUAAUAAUAAUAGUAUAACCAGUAACAGUAAUAUAUCUUCAAGUUCAUUAUCAAAAUUAGAAAAUUUAUUUUUUUCAUUUGAUAUAUUCAAAUUAUUUACAGGAAUGAUGAAUAUUAAUUCAACAACAACUAGUGACCAAAUUGAAAGCCAAUUUGGUAAUAUUAUUAAUCAAUUAUCAAACGAUAAAACUCUUAAAAAAUUAAAAAUAGCUCAUUUUUGUAAGGCUGAAUCUUGUAUUUGUAAACCUGGUCCAUUAGGCUUUGAAAUGGUUUACUCUGGUAUAAAAACAAUUAUUGCUAAAUCCACUUCAAUUCAAUCAUUUGGUAUCAGCUUUGCCAAUGAAAAAGUUAACGAUUCAAUUAUUCAAAGUAUGAUUGAAAAUAAAUCUAUUAGAAAUCUCAUUCUCCAUGGCUUAAAUGCCGCAACCAUUAUCGAAAAGGUUUUACCAUUCAAUAGAUAUAUCAGAAAUUUAACUCUCACUCUCAAUGAAACUGAUGACAUUAAUUUAAUUUUAAACUCUUUAAAUCUAUUAUCAAAAUCAUCUAUAGAUUUAUAUAGUUUAUCUUUAGUAUUUGUCUAUAAUCAUUUAAAUACCGUUUUAGAAUCAGUCUGUAAUUUAAAUAUAUCAGUUAAAGAAAUUAGCAUUGAUGCUUCAACCACCGAUAGCACCAUAGUUCGAAGUGAUUUUAAUGAAGAGUAUGAAAGAACUAUAUUUUAUAAAAUCAAUCACAAUCAUAAUAGUAAUAUUAUUAUAAAUGUUUUUACUUUAGACUAUACCCCAAUUAGUAAAUAA
Dictyostelium purpureum is the source of this 1557-nucleotide messenger RNA. RefSeq lists its product as uncharacterized. The transcript has 2 exons. Bases 1 to 1557 code for a protein of 518 amino acids. The record is from RefSeq and is a predicted model, not a curated record. NCBI's taxonomy places the organism in Eukaryota, Evosea, Eumycetozoa, Dictyosteliales, Dictyosteliaceae.